UCUACUGCAGAAAUUUGCAACACAGUCCUGAGAGUUCUUGUCAAGACGUCAUCAUGCCGUGGGUGCUCUCGUCCCGGCCACAUCAGCCAUCCCCAUCCCCGUCCCAGCGUCACUGCGAGCGUACCGCCUUUGCCUUCUACUGCGCGGUGCGAGACCAACUCCCGCCGUGGCUUCUGGAGGACAUGCGCGGCAUGGAGGUGUUCCUUUGGGACGACGGUCACCCGCGCGCCUUCUCGCCCGGAGACGCCCUUAUGUACGCGCUGGUCCACGAUCACAGAGACUAUGCACGCUAUCUCCUCCGAAGCUUCUCAGUGAAGGCGCUACAGGUGUCCAAAUGCAGUGUGUGCCGAAGCGCCGGUUCAGCGCAUCUGCACGUGGCAGUGCGCUACAACCGGACGGUCAUCCUGAGUCUGAUGGCAGACGCGUUGAAGGAAUCGGCGACUGAAGCGUGGCGGCGGGAGUACCUGAACAGCUGCGGCGGGUGUACGCAUGGGACGGAUGCAGGCAAGACGGCAGUGCAGUUGGCAGUAGAACUGUCACGUGCCGACUGUCUGUUGCUUCUUCUGGCGCAUGGAGCACGGCCCCACGCUCUGGACGCGGCGCUGGUGCGACUCGCUGCUUCUGGUGUGACCGAGCGCCGUGACGCCAGGCGCUGUCUGGACCUGCUGCUGCUUUUCACACCAGAACCGGUGGCUCUGCACCGCCUGAGGGACGAACCGCAGAGAUGGCAAAGCCUCCUAGGACGGGACGUGUUCAGCUGGUUGAGCGGUUUGGUCCCGCCGCCGCUUCUGCUCCAGGCUCUUCGGACCCUAGCCCAGUCGGUCCCAGGUCAAAUGAGCGAGUUGCCUAAUUUCCUUCAGCCACAUAGUGAACUGAAACUGGACUUUCCAUUACUGUGGAAACAGACUGAAAUAUGAUACUGUUUGCGUUGAAACGGUACUAGUAUUGGUGCCGAUACAGGACUAAAAUGACAUUAACAGUAUCGGCGAAUGCUAAGAAAAAGACGUGCCAAAUCUGCGCAAUAUGUACCUUUCGAAAUGUAGUUUCCAACCAGCCUACCCAAGUAUGCUGGCAGCUAUGUAUGCCACUGUCAAGAAAGGAGGAAUUGUCACUUGUCCAAUCAGCCUUCUUUUGUGAAUUAAAAUGAGUUUAUCACUAGUUGACUUCCAAUCCUUUUGAAUUAAGAGGGUGGCAGCUAAUUAACAUUCUUCCAAUCGCUGCCACACCUCCCACUUCAAAUGGAUUGAACGCCUAGUGCAGUCAACGGCAGCCACUGAGUGAGUAGCAGAUGCUUUAACACUGAUAUUUUUUUAGGAAAUAAGCUACUUAUGACAUAAUGUGAAUGUCAAUGCAUGUACGUUGAUGGGAUUGUUGCCCCUUCCAACAUGGCCAUGAAGGAUUGUUUUCAUUUUUCUGCCAUUAAUUGAAAUGAGUUUAUCACAAGAAGACGUCUAAUCCAUUUGAAGCUGGUUGGUUCAUUUGCUGCCACCCUUCGCUUUCACUUGAAAUGGAUUGGACAUCUAGUGCCAUGGCAGACAAUGAGGUAAGCAGUGUCUGACCAACUCAAGAUAGCAAUUACUGUACUUUCAAAUGAGUAUUCAUUAAUUUACUAUUAAAAGAAAAAAAAUACUGUACAUAUUUCUUCAAAAAACAUGGUAUUGGUACGGUAAUCAGCCAAUACCACAAAACUGGGGAUCGGAAUAAGUAUCGGGAGGUUUUUUUUCCUUUAAUGGUAUCGGUGCAACAAUAGUGAUAAUAAAAUGUGAGACACUCAGCUGACAGUGGAGUCAAGAGAUUCCUGUUGAAAUGGUGGAUUUCGCGGUCUGGCCCUUGUUGUCUCUGCUGCUUCAGAGUUCCAAACUUUUUCCUCAAUCUGUUCUGGUUCAAAUGAGUUGGAACUGGACUUUGUUACUGUGAAAACACACUGAAACAUACUGUUUUCAAGGAUAUAAAUAAUAUCAGGGUUGUCCUAACCAGUCCUCAAGGGCCGCUGUGGGUCCUGGUGUUAUUUCCUACUGAUUGAGCACAGACAUUUUAACCAAUGAUUUUUCUGCUAAAACAAGCAGCACCUCACUGCUAUCAUCUGAUUACAUGUAAGACUCAAGAUUGGUGAAAAGGUGUUGUCUUGUUUUUUUGGAAUGAAAUCCAGCACCCACUGUGGCCCUAUGUGGAAUAGUUUGGACACCCCUGAUAUAAACAGUUUUGCAAUCUUUCAGAUCAUGAGCCAAUGCAUAUUAUUGUCUUUCGAUUGCAUAAUAAAG
Corythoichthys intestinalis (scribbled pipefish) is the source of this 2261-nucleotide messenger RNA. RefSeq names its product ankyrin repeat domain 9 (gene ankrd9). The transcript has a single exon. The record is from RefSeq and is a predicted model, not a curated record. The coding region runs from base 54 to 917 and encodes 287 amino acids. Lineage: Eukaryota; Metazoa; Chordata; Actinopteri; Syngnathiformes; Syngnathidae. Gene Ontology annotation, molecular function: protein binding.